This is a messenger RNA of Pocillopora meandrina, 25927 nucleotides long. Lineage: Eukaryota; Metazoa; Cnidaria; Anthozoa; Scleractinia; Pocilloporidae. The record is from the annotation of a GenBank genome assembly.
GCUCAACUCACGAUCAUACAGCAAAUUCCUCACAGCAGGCUUUAAAACCACAGGCACAAGGUGCAGACCGAAAUUUUGCGCCAGUGCUUUAACUGCGGUCGCCCACAGAAACAGCGGCGUAACAGCUCAACAGCUCUCCAGACAAACUGCUUUUUCCCUGUUAAAUCCUUAUCGUUUCCUGACCGUUUUUUCACCUCUUAUCAGGUAAGAUAGUCUCCCAAAAGUUUUGGACAGCAGGACGAACUUAAUCAUCUAUCUAGAGAGUUUUAAUUUGAAAGCAAAGAUGUAUUGUUUGUUGAAGAGAGACGAUUGCCUCGGCCUGGCGAAGAAGAACAAACGCAAAAUGCUUCGCACUUUCAAGCUGUUGUUGAAAAUGCUUACUGAACAUAACGCAACAGUUAACUGCAGUUAAUUUUUCACUUAUGGCAGGAUAUCUACACCGAUCACAAGGCUUGAUUGGUAGUGGACUUGAAGGUUGCACGCAGUUCGUAGGUAAGAUAUUUUAGUAUCAUAAUUACUGCUCCGGCGCGUACGUAUCGUACAUAUGUUAUCUUAAUUGUGCAUUUCCCGAUGGUUAUGGCCAUAAAGGUGUUUAACCUGCAAGUUUUAUCUCCUAAUUACAUCUUUUACUUUAUACCUGUAUUGUACUUCUGGAUAAGACGCGAUUAAAGAUUACUAUGCUGCCGGAAAAGAGAUAAACGAAAAAUAAAUUCAAAGGAAGUUUUGCGUUCAACUUUAGUCAACACUGCUCUCUUUGCACUUAGUUGCACCUAAUAUGAUAGCAUUUCCCCGAUUUUUUGGCUUAUUUUAAAGAAAAAAGCCCAUUGAAAAUGGCCGUUUUGGUGCCAUCUGCUGUGAUUAAUUCAGUUUUAUUCAUAUCGCUUCCCCCUUAUCAGACUUUCCAUUUUUAGAGUUGUAUUUAUGGAAAUAUUUAUGAGUUACAAAUUGCGUCAAGUGAUGACUUUGAGGGUGCUUAACGAGGUUUCAUUAGAUACCACUGAUAUUGCUUCGGUGGUCUGUGUGUAGCACUGUUUCGUAUCCGUCGUCAAGGUUUUCCUUUUGUACUGUACACAAGCAAUCAUUUAUCAUCGUGGGUUUGUUCUUCCUUCCGUGAACAACCGAUACAAUAACUGAACUGGUUUCACGUCGCGCGCGAGAUGUAAAGACGCGUAAAACAUUCCCGUGGUCGGAUUAAGAUUUUUCUUUUUAAUACCGGUAAAAGUUGGCUCAAAAAGGAGAUAAUAAUUUUUAAGCUCACAUUCCAGAAAAAAAAUGUUAUGGUGCACCACAAGUCUUUUUUUCUUUUUUUCUUACGAAGUAGUUGCCGCAUGAUUGUCACUCGCUGUCAGUCUUGAGCGUCAGUUUGUGGGAGUUUUACUUUGUGAAAUCAAAACUCAUUGAUCACGCAGUUGUUCAGAAAAAAAAAAAAAAAAAAGAGUUACGUAAUCGACCACCAAAAAGAGAGAAUUUGUGUACAGUGAUCCGCGGGUUAGUUUUUAGGAGAUGAACUUUAUUCGUUUGUCUCACGAUGGAGUCACUUUGAAUGUUGAUCGCGACGUUUCGAAUGCAAUACUGCUAGUAUUCAUCAGGCGAUAAGGUCGAUCGUUUAGGUGUCGCUCUUUGUAGCACAUUGGUUCACAUUGUUUCACAUUGUUUUAUUUCGAUCCUCAUUAUUAUUCCGGUUAGUUUCUUUUUAGCAUGUGCUAAUAACAAUUCGUUUAUCUUGUUCGUCUACUAAUUACUUCUGGCUAAUGUCCCAUAUUGUUAGCACGAUACAGUAAUUGAAAUUUUAGCUAAUCCGGGCAGAAUUUUCGACAUCAGUCGCCCAACGGUUUGUCUAGGUUGACUGCGACAUUAUCACAACGCCCUAUUGACGGAAAGCAGUGGCCGUAAAAACCCAAAUAUUUUUCUUUUCAACUUAUAUAUAUGGCUAAACUCCAGGCUUUCAUCAUGAUGACAUCAAGGGUUCAUCCUUAAUAAGCAGUUCUGUAAAUGUGCCUCUCUGUAUAAUUUCAUUUUUCAAUGCUCUUGAAGACCCUCCUAGCAUGCCGAUCAAUCCCACAUUCCCGCUGUUCAAAGUUAUGUACACCUCCCACGAACAGCAGUGACAACAGUGACAUUGCGAUAAUUACAACUACGAUUCUGCGAACAGUUUCCCUAUUUGCUUUCGCAGUUACUUUUAGAGACAAUUGCGAAAUGCCUGACACACUACCAACCUAACUCUAUGGUAAGAAGAUAAAUGAAAACGGAACGCACUUCUGAACACGACUGCUUAAACGUUACCGCGCAGUGUAGAACUCUGAACCUCUAAUUUACUCACAAGAUUGCUUCAACGCUGUAUUCUUUGGUCAGCAUGCAUGCGGGCCGUUUUUGACAUGAGCUAUGCAGCAUUCAGGUCCUUUUCGCUUGGAACACUGAGCUUGGCGAAGCGAAAGUCGGCAAACGUGUUGAUUAUCGCCCUUCCUUGUUUUAUGCUCCCACUAAAAAAAAUAAAAGAGCUUGCAUAACGUCAACUUACAUAACUUUUUCACUAUAUAUUUUUUUAUCACUAUAUACAUAUUUUUUUUUACUACACGUGACAGACUUCGUCGAAAAGAAAGGAGUACCCACCGUCUGACUUCCAUUCUGGCGUUUUCCUUUAGGCAACCGUGUUCAGAAAUGUGUUCGCAAGCUCUUUUCAAGCUUGUAUUUCGAUGAAGCGGGGAAUGGAGCCUCCAUGAAUCCAUAAUACAUAUUUAUCUUUGUCAAUCCUCAAGGACAAUCCUCUCUUUUCAUAAAAUAAUCAAACGCUAGAUGUUCAAAGUUUUGGAACGAAGGAGUUAAACUUGUAACGCGCCCUUUAUUCUGACCAUUUUCUGAAAGAGCCGCUUUUAAUUAAUUUUCUGGUAGUACUUUGAUUUAUAACGGUACUUAACGAGAUAAAAUGUUCAGACGUGAGACAGAUUAUGUCAUAUGUGGAGAUGUUAUGCAAUUGUUUCUUUGUUCGUUUAUUUUUGGAUAGACGCUCUUAUUCAGUAUUCGUGACUGUUCCUUUCAGUGCCGCCAGCGUGAUGUGCCAGAAACUCGCGUGUGCUUGCACGUUACUCGCGCCUACUCGUGUGUUACUUGAAAAAACAAGAACGUUCAUGUAAACAAAAAUAUUAAAGGAAUAGACCGCACUUUCUAUCUGUUUACCGGCGUGAUAACCUGCGGGAUGUUGGGAGAACACUGGAAAAGUUUUCCGUAGGCGAAUGACUUCAAAACUUCCGAAAAACUUUUUCAUCAUUAUCACCGUGGGUUUCUGAGCUCGCAUUUCCCAUUGACUCUUCGAGCGUAUAUUCAAGGUUGCUUGAUGCAUAUACUAGCUUCAGGGGACGAUAAUCUGUUACAAUGGUUAUUUGGAUUAAAAGAGCAUUAAAAUUGCCGGAGGAAAGGAGGACUAAUUUUGUCAAAUUCUUUUAAACACAGACAGCUUGUUUACCGAGACGUUGUCGCCAAAACGCAUUACAUAACAUAAGUCAAUAUUUAUUAAAAUAGAUGAGUUAGAUCCCCUUCUUUAAGAAUUUAGAAUCUGAAAAUGAAACAUAGCUUGUCUGGGGCGUGCUAUCCUAUGCGAAUUUUUGCCAGCUCGUGACUAAUGGACCUAAAAACGAAAAUGAAACUCGUAAUUGUGUCAUUCCUUAUGUGCGAAGUUGUUCCCAAAUUUUAUCCUGGCUUUGUAGCAGAUUAGGAAAGGAGAUUCGUCAAGGGAACUUAGAGAAGUUUGUUCCCAGAGUAUCGUUACAUCGAAAUAUGAGUAUGUUUCUUUCAUACUCUAACUGCAACUGGCGACCUUAAAUAAGAAUCGUCUCAACUUGUACAUCACAGACUAUCAGAGAAUAUCUAACCGAACAAUCAGGUCUAUUCUUCUCCAUCUUUGGCCAUUUUCAUUCUCUACUGGUCAAAUACAGUCUCACUUCUGUUUUUCUGUCUAACCGUUAUAAUAUUUUCAGUUAUAUCGUUUUGGUAAAAGAUAGUCGCGCGCGACUUAAGAAGUGUGUAAAAAGUAAUUACAUCGCAAUGCAUUCCUCUAAGCUGGAUGCACAUGCUCAUUGCAUGUUUUGUCAUUUAGAGUUUUUGCGGACGCCCUGGCAUGUUAAACACGAGGAGAACUUGCAAAAUGAAGUGCCUUGAUAAUAUGAUUUGGCACACUUUUUAUCUCGAACUUGUAAAUGUUUCGGCUUGAACUUUAAAACCAUUUCUAGUAAUCUCUGCCAAGACGACGAAGAAGUGGCGGGUACAUCAAUAAUGGUAGCUUGCCCGAGAAUUUUUUUUCUGUAUGCAUCUUUGCUUAUGGUCUGCCGGCCUAUUAAUCGUCUUUUGUUAUUGUAAAAGAAAUCCGAUUAACAGAGGUUGGCGCAUGAACAUUUGUUCUGAGAAUAGUUUAGUACGCUUGAUUUGCGCUGCACGAUUUUGCUUCAGUAGCGUCCAGUUGUUCUUGGGAGUCGUGGUGAGUAUUGGCUCUGCUCGCAAUAUUUCUACCGACGGGGAACUGUUUGUGUAAGUGAAACAAUAAUUGUAUCUGUUUGCCAGUAAGGACGUUUUAGACGAGUACAGGACUAAGGAAAAGCAACAAGUCCACCGUAAAAGGUACCGUUAGAGAAAGUAGAACUGUAACUUUACAUUCCAUCGAAGCAAAGUCAGAGCAACAGCGUGCACGGAUUCGACGUCGAAUUGAGAGGUAACGGGAAAACGUCUGCAUAGUUAGCUUAUCUCAUUGAACUCCAAAAACAACUUGGAAACAGCAGAAGUUUUGCGAAAACUAGGCUCCAAACAUCGAGGGAAAAGGAGGGGGAAACUUGAAGUGAGUUCCCAACUCUAUGCUUUUCAUUGUGAGCUCAGUAGUUAUGGUCACGACGUUUUAGGCCGGAGUCAUGCGAGCCCAUCAUCAAUCGUCAAAGUCGCGAUUAUUCCUCAAGAUUUAAUAUUUAUCCUAGCCUUAUAUGUCAGUAUGUUUGCAUUAGGCUGUUGGUAAUAACCAUGGCCUUUGUUUUAACAAGCUGAACCACUUACAUUCCAUGAGGACGAGCAUAAUUGAUUUAUUUUGAGAACGCGUGCAAAAUAGUUCCCUCAUUAAGGUCGAAAUGUUUCAUGAUCUCAAUCAGGGCCUCGAGGCUAUUAUUGCUCUUUGAAUCAAGGAACAAAAAUAUCCGAUUCUUUAUAAAUAGGCCAUGAACUAUUAAGAGAAUGGGGUUCGCAGAACAGAAAACUCAUUUAUACUUUAUUUUACUUCUUCCGUUUCUACGCGGUGAAGUUCCGAAAUUUACUUUGUAAAUUGAGAAGUUGAUCAAUUUGUGAGUAUGGCGAGUUAGUUUUACGUCUCUCCGGCGCAGUUUGUUUAUCUAAUCAACUAUAACUGGCCAUUAUACCUUUGCGGUUUUGUUUUGUAGCUUUGUUGUAUUUAUGGCAAGAUUAAAUCUUCCACUCGAAUAAAUUUGCAAUUUUACACGCAAGAGAUCAUUUAAAGAAACGGCAAAUUUGCUGUGUAUGACACCGUUCCGUCUUCCAUCGCGAUAAAAACUACCGGUACUUCGAUGCAAUUUUAAUGUCAAUAUGUAGUAACACUAUGAGGCUUUCGUUUUUCACUAUAGGGCGUGGAACUUAUCACGGAUUAGUUUUAGUGAGUCUUAAUACGCCCUUAGGCGACUUGAAAUACCUAAAGAAUGGAAAAUGUUGUUGACCGGAAGUGUGUUAAAUUAAAUCGCAUAGCUACUGCAAUGGAACGGUUUAACGCUGACAGGUGGUUACAUUUUGUGUUGCAUAAAUCUUCUCAUCUAGCGGUAAAAUUUCGAGGUUAGUGUCUUCUUGGGGACUGCAGAGGGCUAAUACGUUAAGUGGGUGGAAAUUUUCUCAGAUUAAAUCUCUACAUCUCUAUUGAUGUAUUGAGAUAGUUUUAUUUCAAUAAGCCCUAAAUGAACUUGACAUCCUAUUGAUAGCUUUUUAAUUGUUCUUUUGCAACGGAAUUACUUGUGUAUAGCACGCAGCCACUAAAAAAAAUAGCAAACUUUCAAUGCACAGCAUUUUUAUUAAAAAAAUGAAUGCCUAAUCACAUGUGAAAAUUGGUCAUGUUCUCUUCACUUUCCGUUCCAUACCGACAACUUUGCAAUGUUCAUUUACAGCUUCAAUUACGGUGAUCUAUUUAUACAAUCAGCUGUAAUGCACAACAAGCUUUCUCCAUUGUCCUUGCGGAUGUUUAAAGAUACUUCUGGAAAGUCGAACAAAGUCCAUUAGUUAUGUAUAAUAGAAUUUUAGGAGCCCGUUACAAAGGAUCUAAACUCAUAGCUUAAAACCAGCGCUUUACUAAAUAUCUACCAAGAGAAAUUAAAAUGAAAGAACGAAGUAUUAUUGUUUAGUCCCAAUCCUUCCAAAAACCUGCACACACCAUGUUUUUGUCCUCUCUAAUACCUCAUAGCCCUGGCCUAAUUUCGGGAGCUGAAGACAGUUCAAACAUCUUAAACAUCUCAAAAUAAUAGACAGUAAAAUUGUCGAAAUGCACAGUUUUGCCGUUUACCGAAAUGAUCAGUUCCCUUUGAUUACCCGCUCUACGUGAUUAAUUUCCUUAAAACGGGAUUCCAGUUUUAUUUUCAACUCAUCUGCGCGAAACUACGAGCUGAAAAUAAUGACGAAGAAUUCAACACGCUGAAUUCGAAGGUGAAUGCACGAUGUGAAAUAAGAGGAACAUGUACAAAGGAGCUUUGACAUGACGAAUUGAGUUGUUUUUGUGACGCAGAAAAUGCCAUUUUUAUAGACGAAACUGAAUUUGAAAUAGCACUUUGCUGCAGGAGGAAAACAGUAGUGUUAAGAAACAAACUGAAGAGAGCAGGGAUGGUCAAAGAAAAAAAAUAACCUUUGGUAAAUAAAGCUGAUCUUUGGGUUGAAAGGGUUAAUAUGGAAAACCUUUUAUGAAGGUCUCUCUGGUGAUGAGGUGAUGAUAUUUUUGCACCUGUAUACAGGGAAUUGUAUUUAAUAACAUUACAAAACUAUCAUCACCUCAUCACCAGAGAGACCUUCAAAAAAGGUUUUCCAUAUUAACUCUUUCAACCCGAAGAUCUCAUUAGUAAUUUUCCAUACUGACUGCUAUACAAUUCCUAUAAUGUUAGCAGUGGCGGAUCCAGGCCUUGAGCUAAGGGGGCCCCCGGUUUUUUGUCGCGGUAGAUUUAGCGGGAGGGGGGUGAGGGGGCGGGAAGUUGAAGGACUCUUCAAAGCAAUCAUUUCAAAUUAUCAUAUAAACAUAGUGAAAAUUUUUGACCAUAAUUUUCACCAUAACACCAUGUUUUCAGGGGUGACGCUUAAAAGCAUAAUACUCAAAUUUUCGAGCAUAGCGUAGCUGACCCUAUUUAGUUCUGCGCUGAGUUGGUCGAAGUGCAGUUUACGCUAAUCCUUGUUUCAGUUCCUUGAUAAUCUAUGUUUUUAGAUGUACUUCCACCAGGAUAUAUGUUAAUCGGGUUUUAAACAAACCGGACCCGGAAAGACUCCUUUCCUGGAUAGAUUCGACUCUAAAUAGCAUAUAUAACAAUGGUAGUCUAGAAAAAGAAAUUAAUCCAAUGACUUAAAUUAUGAUUUUUUCAAAACCCGAUUAAUAUAAAUCCUGGUCGAAGUGCUCAAAAAAAACUUUAGAAGUUAGCCAUCUAACCCCCUAGAGUGACUGGGAUCUAAUUUCACCUUACAGUAUUCCCAUGAAUCAAAUAUGAGGGUCAUGAGAAUAAAGGAACUGAUCAAAAGCUUAACAAACUCUUUAUUUUGCAACAAAUUUUUCUUGUCAGCACCUUAAAUGUAUAGAGAACAGUAUGGAGAAUAUGCAUACUGAUGUUAGGGUGUACGGGGUCAAACGAGAAUUAGAAUAAACAGCGCUUGGAGCACCUGGACUUAAAAAUAACCAAGGGGAAAGAUAUUUAUGAUUGUAAUAAGGGUGUGGUCAAUGUAACCCAUUAUAUCUCAGCUAUUUAUAUUUAAACAAUGAGCAGCCCGCAAGUCUUUGUUGGAAUCGCUUGAUCAUGCGAAGGUAUCUAAAUCAUUCUUAAAAGCUCCCCGCUACUCUCGGCUCACUAGGUACACUUAAUACACGCAUGAAAUGUCAAUUAACCAGUAAUGAAAAAUUUAGAAUUCGAACUUAAUUGCCUGGAGGUGAACACAUUAAGCAACAAUCGUGUGUACAUGAAAGCAAUUAACAACGCCCUCCAAUUUCGUUAAAGUAAAAAGUUAUCAAGCACAAGUGUUUACAUGGAUUUUGCUAUCGGACGACAGUUACAAACCUUGAUUAGAGAAAAAAGCCUCAAUGUUAUGAUCCAAACCACAGCAAUUCAAUCUGGUAAUGAAUUCGCAGAUGAAAGGCGGUAUUUAGUAUCAAUGCUCGGCUUAUUUCACAUCAGGGGAAGCAAACCGCAAACAAGAGCAAAAUUAGCAUUGCACACAAACAAUAUUUCUGUUUAUGUCGACUGCGUUAUUUUCAGAAAACUCGCGUCCAAUUUUGAUAAAAGUUUACAUCACUCCAAUUUCAGUUGCUGCGAUAACGCUACAUGCGGUAAUCUGCUCCAACAUAGACAAAACGCGAAGAGGAUAAAACACAAGUUUUUAAUUAGUUAAACGAAAGGACGCGUUCGCGUCAAUGAACCGAAUACGCAAGGCUUUCAAAGUAGUGAGAUCCUAAUCUUGUUUCCAUAGAAAGCGGGCUUUUCAAGUUAAUUUCAGCAGCCUAUUUUACUUGCACCCAAAAGUAACAAUUUAGAAUUUUCCUAUGGGAAGGAUAUAUUUGCACUACGGGUAAUGUAUCAUUGCCAAGGGAUGCAUACUAACUCAUUGUCUUUCGCUUUCGUGGAUCAACCUAACGCAGCUGGAAGAAGCUGUAGGCGCCAAAAACACUCCUUUUCUAUUUAAAUAACAAAGGAAAUAUCUCUACGAGAGAGAAGCGGGAACGGUGAUCCAAACGGCAGGACAUUUCUUCAUGUGAAGCAGUAAUAUCGGGUUUGACUCACAUAAUAAACCCCUUGUUAAUGUGUUGCUCGGGAGCCGCGUGUUUUUCCCGUAUGUUUUAACUCCUUGAAUCAAGCUCAGAAGUAAGUAUUUAGACUAACAAUAUGCAUAAGUAUCUUGAGCUAGAACAGUCUGUCAAAGUUAAGGGCAGCGGUUUUGAUCCAAUUCGCGUAAGUUUAAACAAACUUAGCAUUUCAACCGCGAAGCGUGCACGGUUCUUUCAAAGAACCGCGUUAAUUAUUUGCCUUUAACGCCUCUGGGCUUUACAAAUUCAGGUUAAGGAGAACACAACUAUGUGAACCAGUUUAAAAUCAAAAAAAGACGUGUUGACCCAUAAAAAGUCGUUGAAAUCCCUCGAGUUACGCUAGCUGUGUUGAUAACAUUGAAGUGUAUUGCAAGUAAAUAGCGAGUUUCAAGGACAAUGUUACGUGUUCGAAUUAGUUGAACCACUUGCCAUUUUUUGUGUUUUCGUUAGACUUGAAUCAAAGCAGAAAAUAAACAAGCUGAAACUUUCAGGUUUGGACCCAUUUCAAGGUAGUCUUAAGACAAUUACCAAACUGAGAAUUUGGUGGAAAAAAAGUACUUCGGGUUACUAAUCAAUUACUAAAUUUUCAAUAAGUUGUCAAAACGUCGAUUCAAGUCUACUGAAAAACAAUCUUCCUAGGCUGAUGACCACUGUAAUGUGAGUACAUCGUCUCCAUGGCAUCGAGUCCGGAGAAACACGUUGCCGAUGAGCUAUUCACGAUUCCGAAAUGUUUUCCAUUAAACCUCAUCCUGAUACAUCGAAAAUUGUUUUCUUAAGUCAGUAUUGCUUUGAGGAAAGAAAUUUUCAACGUGUUAGCCGGCGCUUUUGCACUCAAUAAUAAGGCCUCCUGUGAUUAGGAUUAUGUCAAUAAAAACCCAGCCUUUUCUUGAGUGUAAUUAAUCUAAGCUGUCACUCGAUCACAAAGAAAGUCUUUAGAGGGGCAGGUGUCUGUAAUUUUUUCUUUGGACUAAUCUAAGAAGCUCAAGGCUGAACCGAAUUUGGCACAAAUAAGACCAACUGGGAGAUUGACGAAAGAUUUCUUUACAGAUUUGGAUCGUAUUUUUCUGAAACCACUGAUCAUAACUUUGACUUUAUCACCAACUCUUUCCACUUUGCAACCUCCAUGUUAUUACUUUGAGAACAAAGUAAUAACAUGGAACCAACAGAAUUCUUGACCUGGUAGACCAUAUCACUCUUGUAUUAAACAUCUUAUGCAAACUUUACUUAUAACUGAUAUCUUUUGAACGAACCAAGAGACACACCCAUAAAAAUUGACUCCUCUUCCCCUCUCUCUCCCAAACAAAAAACUGGAUCAGUUAUACACUUAUAUAUUUUACAAGUUGUUUUUGUCUGUCGAGUUUGUUCACAUCUUUUCGACAAUAUUCUAUACUAAAGACACAUUUCCUGUGUUUUGAAGCGGAUGUAUUAGGGGUGCAGGAUUGUUUGGAAUCGGAAAAGCGUCUUGAGAGCAGAAGUAACCCACUAAAAAACUUCACAGCAAAUUCUUCCCAGGGAGUUUAUCUUUGAAAAAACCGCAUAAGUUAAUCCUCUUUUUUUAAACCUUUCGUUCACAGAAUCUCUCUGUUUACCACAGUUUUUACGAAGAUCUGUAAAGUUCCUAAAUAUUUCUUCUUCCCGAUCCUCCCACAUUUGGUCUUUUUUUUCUCUACGAACAAUUUUUUCAUUUAUGUUGUAAUCACACAAAAGGGAUGGCGAUCUUUCUAACUCAUUCAUCACAUUACCCUACUGCUGUUUAUACACAUUAAAUCAACUGAUGAAAAUUUGAUUGGAGCCUAUAACAAUUGAACUCCUUUGUUCAAUUUCAAUGGCGAUUUAAUGAUCAAGCUGUACGUAAGAAUGAAAUUGUAGAUGUUAACAGCUGUUUAAGAAAAUCCGCCCUAUAUAUAAUAAGAUGUCUACAUUUUCGAAUGAUUUCAGCUUAGUUUUAGAAUGGUUGGUUUAUGUGGAUAACUCAAGCCCAAUCGAUUACUUUGGAAGAUUUAUUUUCACAUUUAAAAAAGCAGUAUCUUUUCAAAAGAAAAUAAUGUCCUAUUUUUUCUCUCUUGUUUUCGUCUAAUAUCUAGUAUGGAAAGAUAAAAAGACACAAUUACUUAUUCAGAUUAUGUCCACAGCUUUGACAUAAAUUCAUUUGGAAAUAACUGGAUUAUUCUUCACUAAGCGCAACUAUAGGGCGCUCUGAAUUCGAUUCCAACCCAGCUAUCAAAACAAAACAUCUUUCUGAACGUUCUCAGCUUGGUAAGAAAGGGCAUUGUCUUUGAAUUUGAUCAGCUUUUCUUGAUACGCAGAAAGUUGCCACACAAUUUUCUCUUAAGAGGUGACAAACUGUAUUGAGCGCAACGACUUCAAAAAAUUGCCUUUCGGAAGAAAAUCCUUCUCUUCCUUCUGGAAACAGGGAAUUGAAUGACGUACUUUAGGGGAGUGCCUUACGAUUUGACCGCUCGGCUAAAACUUUUUUUUUAAUCGCCUGGUAUAUUUUGGACUUCCUGUGGAAGCGGUGGCGUUUGCAAAUUAAAUGGCGAAUAGAAAUUGUACGCAAAUUGCGACAAGAGAUUCAAACCGCAAUCCGCUAGUUUCGUGAUAACUUCAGGUAAUAACUAUUUUACUGGAAGAAUGAUCUCUGUCUGAAAAGCAUGCUUUCAUGUCUACAUAUUUGAUCUUGCGUCACCUCAAAACAAGAACCGUCUCAAUUAUGCUCAGGUGCUUUCUGUAAAUAUGUAAUUUGUCUCCUAGCAAAGUAAAGCAAAAUUGUUGGAACCAAUUAAAAUAUUUUAAUGUGAAUUCCUAUCACAAGGUGUUUGUUUUGAUUUUUUUUGUUCAACUCCAGCAUUUGGGACAUGAUUGCCUACUUCUGCUCACCUAUAAAGUACGGUCAUGAAGAAAAGUAUAUUACUUUUUGCAAAAUACGAGAUCUCACGUAAUAAUGAAAAGUUAUGACACGUCCAGACAAGACGGAUUGAGGAGAUUAACCUCGUAAGCUUUCUAGCAAUCGCUAACAAACACGUCCCAAAUAAAUAUCCAAAAUAAGAGAUGGAAAGUUAUUUUUACGAGGAAAUAGAGUAUUGCUGUUGCAGCUCGUUGACAAAGCAAGUAAGAAGUUGCUAAAUGAGGGCAACUAAUACACAAUUUUGAGGGAAAAAACUCGUUGGAAUUAAUAUUGAGUGCCAACUUCCUGGAGGUGGAAUUUUUUUAAAGAGUGACGUUCAUAGCACUAAAGCAAAUUUAGAUAAAUCAUGUCUGUCCCACUUAUUUUAAACAAUUAGCUACUGGUUAUCUUUGUUUGAUCAAAGUGCCUUUGCAUUUGUGUUUGUGUAGUAUUAAGAAUUUUACGGCCUACGCAAUACGUGAGAUUUUUUUCUACGCGAACUUUGAACGUCCUAAUUGCAUUAUCUUACCUGGGCGGAUCUCGGUUUUUUGGUCUCUAGAAACUUAACUUCGUGAUAAUCGUGAUCAACUCUGGGAAGUUGAUAAUAAACGAGAUUUGAAAGAAUUUAAGUGGUUUAUGUACAUCUAAAGUAUGUCAAGAGCAUACUUAAGAUUUCAAUCCCACCGAAUUUUAAUAUCAAGACCUGCUGUUAAUUUAUCAAUCUGUAUUUACCUUGCGUGGAUUGAUUAUCUUUUCAGAAAAAAAACCCGCAAUGCUAUAUUUAGAACCGCAUUCAACAUCAUAGUAGAUUCAACUUCAAAGGGGUCUUUGGUUCAGUGUAGAUUAGUACAACAAAUGUCGUUUUAAGAAACAGAUUAAGACAGAGCUCUGUGAUGUUUGUAAUAAUUGGGUAUAUAUCAUCAGAAUGAGUUGGAGAGAGGUUUAUCUCCAAAAACACUUUUUUUAUUGAAUCGAAAAGCGAAACAACAUGGAAGAACUGGCAUAUACACAUUGAUUCCGCAGCGCAAUCGGGCCAUUCAAAAACACUCGAUUUGAAGAAAUCAUAACAUUCUUAACAGCUCAAAUGAUGGCAAUAUGCUACAUUUAGAGAAGGAUAAAGGAUUUCGUGACUUUUCGAGAACAAAUGCACGCAAGCUGGCUGUGAGGAAAGAGCAUUAGCGAAUUAUCACGAAAACCCAAUUUCGCACCUCGUAUUAGUUAACUGUUUUUUAAUUAGGUACAAGUAAAUAUGGAAACUCCCCGUUGAGUUUUUCAGUUAUUCUUGGCGUAUUUAAAGCUUUUGAUCUCAAUGACGUACUUACAAUAACUUCUUUGUUGUAUAAAAACAACGCGAAGCUCUUAAGAAAGUAAUAGAGAGCUUAUCUAAUUCAUAACAGUACAAACUCGUAGCUGAAUGAAAUAUUUGAUCAGCGACCUCCCAGAUUUCACUGCAUGAUCUGACACAUUCAAUCAGCCACACACGGUAAGAUUUUUUAUCUCAGCUCUUUCAACGAGAGACGGCUGUGUUACCUGAGGGCUCUGCAAAUGCGGUCCCUCUGUAACUUUAUGACUAAUCUUUUUUCAGCUGGUCAAAUGGCACUGGCAACUUUUCAUCCGUAUUACGUCGGGGUCUCUUCUAGACUCGGACAGACAUAUCCCCAAGAAGAUUUAUGGUCAUCGAAAGACGCUCAGAUAUUUUCAGAUUACCCUGAAGAGCAUGCAGUAAAAAUUCUUGCGCUCGAUAAGUGGUUUAAUUUGUUUCCAAUUAACAGCUUCUUGAGGUCGUCCGAGGAUCCCUCCCUGCAUCUUUUACCCUGAAAGGAUUCCUCUCAGCACGCUGCGUAAGAUUUCAGUAGCCUUUCAACGCGCCAUGUCAUAUUCAGAGGCCUCGAGAAACGAAAUCCACACUGAAGUUCUUAUCCUGAUUUUAUCUUUUGAAUCUCUCGGUUCUUUUGUGACAUCUGAGGAGUCGUUCCUAUCCAAACUCUUAAACAAACGUCAUUUUUUUAAGACUGCACAGGUCGCCAAUGUUUGGUCGUAGCGGGCUUUGCCAACAAACGGCGGGCAUACCAGCAGCGCUGUUUCGCCAGGUCUCAGUUAUUUUCAGGAAAGGAAAGGGAAGGAAAGGCGUUUUUCAAUAGCUAACGCCGAGACGAAAUCUCAGACGAAAGGCGAUUUAUUUCAAUAACCUUGCCGGUUUUGCGUUUAGGAAGGAGUAUUUAAACACUCGGUGUAGGUGGCAAAUUACGUACACGAGACAUUGUUGUCAUACUCUGCUUUAAGACGUAAGUUAGUUGGUAAAGUCACGGCUUCCCCGGCGGAAACCAGAGCGAAUUAAUAAAAGUAGUGCUGUUGAAAGCAGUUUAGAAACAGCCUCUGACACUCAGUCAGGGCGGGGCAGGUUGAGACGCGGAUGCGUAGUUAAUUGGGGGUGCACCUUUAGUUAUAAAUACUGAAGUGAUCGAAGUCAGUCGGAUGAAACAACAGGCUCUCAACGAGCGCACUGCACGACCGAGUUGAUUUUUAAAAAUAAUUGAUCUCCUCUACAAGCCGUGUCAUUCGGGUUUUUACCUCACCGCGAGCAGAAUACUACCGCGUAUGUGUUGGUCCACAGAAGUAUUGAUUAUUUUUGACAUUCCGCACGACAUGGGUCAUUCAUGCGCCCGGGAGAUGUAACCCAAGUCGGGUAGCCAUCGGAGAAAUUUUUUAUCACUUGAUAUGAAAUCUUCUGGUAUUGAUUAGCUUACGGCUUAUUUAGAAUCGCGUCUCUGUUGCUUGGCAGGUCUCAAGUUUGUUAUUUGCGUGGACUGAACUGGCCCGUGACGGCAUCAACAACAUGAACAUUCUGUUUCGUAUCGCAGCAGUAUUGUUUCUUCUAAACAUACUCGCAGAGAAGCUUCACGGAAUACGCUGGUUGUAAGUAUCAUCAGUGAAUUGCUCCUCCUGCACUCUUUGACCUCUGGAUUUCGUCCAUUAAUUUUUCAAUUGAGAUGCAUGUGCGAAGUACUGUGCCUUCUGUACGGAGUAUGUUCAACUAACGCGGUCUAUAUUCCAUGCGUGAUUUCUCUGUUUUUAUUGUUACACAGAGCCAUAAAAAUACCGUCAGAUGUUGAAUGGCAGAAAACGAAUUGCAGCAAAGUACACGGCUUCAUUGGCGAGCAGUAUAAAAUUUGUCGAAGAAGCUUGCCCAUCAUGAGAUAUGUCUCCGAGGCUGCGGAGAUGACUAAGACAGAGUGUAAAUCGCAGUUACAGAACAGAAGAUGGAAUUGUACAACCAUCUCACAGGCCCCUUCGUUUUACAACGAUCUCAAGAGAGGUAAGCUACAAUUGAGGUUUUGUAUUGUUUGUUUUUUGUCAGAAUAAUACCAUUAUACCAAAACUUAAUGACUAUCAGUUCAUUCGAGCAGAUGCUGGAGCUAGAUUGGGCAUGGGGUAAAAAAUAAUCACAUUCAGGAUAACACACAAUUAUUUGAAGGUAAUUUUGUUAGUUAAACUAUCGUUGCUUUGCAUGAAAUCGCUUGGGGCUAGUAAUUGAAACCCGACCAUCUUUUUGAGUGCGGUUAUCGUAAAAUCUCGUAUUCACAGUUAUGAAGAAAGAAUCGAUGAUAAAAACCAGGGGAAGCUUAUGGAUUGUGUUCGGGGAAAUAUCAUCACAAAAGAGAACUUGAAAUAAUGGUGUUUCUCUCCGGUAAAAUUCUUGUUUCUAUACGAAAUACGCUUGAAUUUCGUUUUAGAAAACAGUACAGACUGCCUCGUGUACGAUCAAUAAUUUGGGUUUUGCUUCAAAACCUCGUUAUCGGAAGUAGUAACUUUAUUAUUUCUUAGAACCAGAUGGGUAUUCAAUAAUUUGAGAGCACAUAGUGAUUUCAAAGUCAUCAGUGUUGUACUUUAUUCAAUAGAUUUAAAUUGACUCAAACACUCAGAGCACGUCAAAUCUAGCCUUCAAUUACUCCAGCCACCUUGUCGCUUACAGACAAAUCAGUUCUGAAUGUUUCAUCUCUUUAAUUACUUUGACGUACCCAAAAAGAUAUUUGGGAUAUGCACUGAGAGCUCGGAUGGAUGAAUCAUUAACAAAUACUGGCACAAUUUUGCGUUUGAAUUGAUUACGUCUUUUAAACAUUUCCAACUAACAAAUCCAUUCACUCAAAGACGAUUAAUCUUAAAGCUAUUUCGCAAACAGAAUAGAUAUGUAGUGUUUUGAAUAGCAUUUCCGCAGUAAUUCCUUAAACCUCAAAUCGACCUCAAGGUUUUCACUCGGAAGUCAACAAAUUGUAGAAGGCUGGUUUGACGGAAACGUUUUGGUUAACCACUUGGUAAAAGGCGAAAAUUUUGUUUAAAAAAAUACGACCUUCUUCCGCCUAUAAACUGCGUGGUACGAGUAGUAAUUUCUUAAUAAAGCAUUUCAGUUUCAUCUGGAAAAACAAUUUAACUUGUUUUUGAAAAGGUCGCUUCAUAUCCAAGACUAAUAUCUUCUCAAAGCAAAUAUUUACACUUCGGCAGGCGUAAAUGGCUGUUAUGUAAACAAAUAAAUAAUAGAAAACACAGACUUUUACGAUAACACGCUCAUUUCAUUACCUGCGCCGUGCUCAAAAAAAAAGUAUGUUGAUCCCUUCAUUUUUCAGGAACCAAAGAAUCCGCGUUUGUAUACGCGUUAUCAUCGGCCGCUGUAGUUUAUAGCGUGACUCAAGCCUGUAGUAUUGGACGAUUGAAGGAACAUUGUGGCUGCGGGAGAACGCCGAAAACGAAACUAGAAAAUAAAGACUGGAUUUGGGGCGGGUGCAGUGACAAUAUCGCGUACGGAGUGCGAUUUAGCAAGAAGUUUACGGACGCCGUGGAGAAGAAAAGAAUGGAAGGGCAAGAACCCUCAGCGACCAGCCGAGCCUUGAUGAACAUACAAAAUAACGAAGCGGGAAGAACGGUAAGGAAGUCUUGAUAUUUUACUGUAUUGACUUGCGCAAAAAUCAUCAGUGACAUCUUUUACGUCAUAAGAUAAAAGUAAUUAAUCAGGUUUAGGAGGGUUAUCGAAGGUUGAGUGACUCCAGCUUUGUCGUGAAGCUUCUUUUGUGGGCCUGUUUACAAGCCAGUAAAUAUGGUCGACAUAUGCCAAAUAUAACCAUCUUUGUUACUGAUUACCCUUGUCUUCUCCUGAAAUGCGCUGAUAUGAUGUGGCUAAAUAGGUAUUAGGAUAGCAGAGUUUGAUCAUUUUGAAGAAUGAACUCCCAUUAUGCGAGUAGAUUUUAGGUUCAAUGGUGCUAAAUUAUUUCGUUGACGAUACCUGGUUUCACAGAUUUAGUAGAAUACAGAUGAUUCAAGGCAAACCUUGUAUCGCGACUAAUAUUCGACAAUUACUAAGUGACGAAAUGUUUAAAUUAUCGGUGUUGUUUUAGGCUCAAGGAAGAUCAAAUCUCGAUUGCUUUGAAUUAACUGCGUAAUGUGGAAAACACAUUUCUACGCUCAAUUGUGCUGUGUUCAUUUUGACAAAAUACCUUGCUUUAAGGUUUGACCUCGUCAGACACGUGUGUCAUCAUAGCUGUCCUAAAAAUAGUGAUUGAUUUUAAGAUAGCCUAUCGACAAGACGACUGCGAGCAUUUCAUAUCGAAAUCUAGUGAGUUUGACAAGAUGACAAAGCAACAAAUGUGUGGUUGUGAUUAGGCUCACUCACGUUGUAAGCGACUUCCGACGGUGUCUUUGGUUCGUAAACACAAUCCCUUUGAACGUCUGAAGGCUGAAUAUACUUCAAAGUUAUCAGAAACUGUUAUUUAUUAAUAUUUAUGAUUCUUAAUUCAAACGGACGGGGUACGGUUUGAAAUAAUCAAGGCGUCUUUUUUUUUUUUUUUUUUUUUAAGUUUUCUUUACCAAAAUGAACUCUCAGAUUAUUGAUACCCAUUAUUGAAAAGUGAGGCACCCCUGAGUAGUUAUCAAGAAAAAUAUCAGAAUACGGUCAAAUGUGUCAGUUUAUCCAAAUAAAUAAUUCAACGAGAAAUAGUGUUUGAAAAAAAGCGAGAAAUUUGUUUGCGAAAAUUGAAAACUAAUAGAUUUCUUCGUCAAAAAGCAUUCAAAAUAUUAUGGGUUCUUAUCUAUCACGUGCAAAAUUACCUUCAAAGGAAGAUAAACAAACUUAAUCAGUUUUUUGGAAUAGGAAAACCUCCCACGCAGUCCCUUUCUCCUAACAAAAUCCAUUGCGUGAUUUGAUUGGAAAAAAAUCUGCGCAUCUCGCUUUCCCUUCAAGCGACGCGGUAUAUAUAACAAUUACUCACCAAAGUGAAGGUGAAUAGUACUUGCCUCGCGGACAGCUCUAUUCACUUGUGUAGUAUAUACUAGAAUAUAUACAUAUAUAAUUAAGAUAUAUGAUUUUCUGGGACGAUUGCUAUUGAAUGGCGAAAGGCAUUUUCCCGGAAAUAAAAGGGAACGACUUAAUGGUUAGGAUAAAAGAAAAUUAAGUUGAAUGAAAAUGCUGGCCGAAAAUUCGGAAUAACCGCUCUUUCAUUAUGGAUUAUGAGAUCCGAAACGGGAUGAACUGGUUCAUGUGAAUUCAACACUGAUUUCCCCUUGUUCUUAAGUAAGAAAAUAUUGGUUAUCCAACUGAUAAUUGGACAGAUCAGCUUAAAAGUUUUCGCAUUCUUCGACUUGAAAGAGAAUACUGAUCCAGAACAUUAAAAAGUCAUUAGUGUUUGGAUCAACUCUUAAGCUCUUGUUUGUUUCCUUUGUCCGGCGGGAUCUGUUGCGGAUUUCUUUCUGUUUGGGUUCGGGUGCUGAAAUUUCACAACCCACGGUGUGCGCAGUGUUAAUUAGUGGUAAACAAUCCGUUAAAUGUUUGCAGAUCAUCUGAACCCUACGAAAUUUAAGCUGAAAAAUCCAUGACCUCGCCAAGUAAAAACACGUUAGCACGUCAGAAAACAAGGAUUAUUGUUUGGUGAUAAAAAUUUUGCUCACGGAAGUCAACCAGUUGCUUUAAAUUAAAGACAAGUAAGUUCCCGGACACCGUUAGCAUCUGCUCAAUAAACCACUUAAAGAAUUUCAGUCUCUUCUUAAUUGAAAAAAAUGCUUUCCACGCGACGAUUAGGUCUGUAAGGCGGUUCUGUCGUGAUAUUUUGUUACGUUUGGUCAGAAUUGGAAUAUUCUUUUUUAAAGGUAAAGGUAGUUUGAGCCCGCUUUCGUGUACAAUUGAGCUUCGCCAGUAAGGGAGAUCAAUCGCAGUCAGGCUGUUACGCUAUUUAUAUUUACAAUCCGAGUUAAUCUCCUUCAUCUCUACCCAUCUUUGCUCUCUUAUGAAUUGUAUUUGCCGCUAGGUCUUUUCUCUACCCGUCUGAAACUGUUAUUUUUUAAAACGUUCCUCUUCCGGUUUUUAAAGACUUUCAAAACAACCCAAAUACACAGCGACUUUCUGUAGGCCUGUUUUAUUUGAAAACUUCUGUCUUGUACAAUUCGUUGACGAAAAUACGAGCUUUUGAGUAAACAGUUUGCCAAGUUACAGUGUAACCCAAGAGGUAUUUCUAACCAGCAUAAAGUGGCCAUUCUGAGUAAGUGCCCAUUGUAAACAACAAACUCUGAGAGUCUCUUGUUGAUAUAGCUUAAGAAUCAGUCUUGAUACCUGUUAUCCUGUACAAAUCACUCGAUUAAGGAGGUCGCUUUACAGUUGUUUUUACAUAAUCUGUCUCAAAAAAUAUUCAAUUUUGUGAACAUUGCAACAUAGGGAUCGGCUAAAACAAUGUUUUUCCUAUGCCUGUGUUUACCGUACCAAAGUUUUGUUGUCCAAAAAUCCGCCGAAAUCUUUAUCGUUAUGUCAAAAGUGAACUUUCGAUAAUCUGAUCUAUUUUUUCCGUUAUUAUCCUUCAGUCUCAAAGAAUGUUUCUGACGUCUUUGUGAAGAUCCCGCUCCUUUACAUGGGGUGUAAACUGAUGUCUCUGGGGUAUCUUUGUAAGAGCUUUAAAUAUCUUACUCUGUUCUGCGUGUUGUAAAAAAAGGGGCUAGUUGACAGUGACAUGUUAUUGGUAUGUCAGUAGAUAACUAAGCAAGUGAUAUUGGGGUUAAUUUUUGUAAGCACGGACUUCGUUCAAAGCCAGUUUCCCUAUAGCUCAGUGAGUGGAGCAGCCGAACGCGAAAUCGGAAAAGAUUGGGGAUCGAAGGUCAACGAAUGACUCAGAGUUUCCUUCGUCUCACACUUGUGACGAAUGCCAAACCGUCUUUCCAACGCGUUUUUGUCAGACGCAACAGCGCAACAGCGCAACAGAGAAAAGCCCAGAGACAGAGCAUUGUUCACGGAGGGACCCACGGGUACAAAAAUUGCGCAUUCGGCUCCGCUUCAAUGUCAUCUGAAACUCCAAGAUAACUGAAACCGCUCGGUCACUGAAUAAACGGGGCUUUUCAGGCAAAACUGUACGUUCUAGAGAUUACACAGAAUACGUUUUCCGUGUCAUUCCUUUCCAAAGGAACCCAAAUUAUUGAAGUUGAAUACCAUGGCUACAUAUUUGCCAUCUCAAGGGCUUUGUUUUAAAAUCCUGGACUGCUAAUAAUUUCCUUUUUUCUGUUAUCUUGUUUUAAGUGGCUUUUCCCAUAAAAAUUGCUGAUUUUAUGGCAUUGGCGAUAGUACUUCAUUUUUCUCUUGAAUUACCAUAAUAAUACUCGUGGAAAAGAUGAAUUGUGUUUGCUGCAAUAACAUACUGACAGCUGUAUGCAUUAUACGGAGGGGGCUAUUGUUACUUUAUUUGAAAAAUGAACGAUUUGGUUUCAGUCUUUUGCAUUUGUUACAAAAAUAUUAAUCCAUUAACUGCAAUCUCCAGUUUUCUAAGUUCAUCAUCUCAAACAUUCUGGCUUAAACCAGGGGUUUCGUGACAAAAGCCGAUUAGCGGCCCGCCAUUAGGAACUCUCAUCGCCGUCUGUUCAAACUGCGACUAUAUCCAGGCUCUCAUGUUUGGCUUUCGCCUCACGGCACAGCCACCUGUUACAUCAUCGGCAGCCACUUAUGGGAAAAAGGUAUGAAAACCCCUGCUUGAACGGAACUUGUAGAAAGCAACUUUUUUUUUGCCAAAACUUACAUGAAUGAUGUUCCUUUGUUCAAAUAAUUUCCAUGCGAUGAAUGUAUACAAUGCUAAAGUCGUCUUCGCCCGACGUCAGUCAGAUCAAGUAUUACUACAGCUUAAAGAUGGCUAGCUGAGAACAAAACAACAUAGAUUUCCUGUAUAGGAAUGGGUUUGGUUUGAUGUUUUAAUCCAAAACAGGAAGAAUAAUUCCUUGUCUGGAAAAACGAUUAUACGGUCCAGAGUCUUAAGAGUCUUAUUCUAGCACGUUACCUUAAAGCGUGAAAAUUGCACACCUGUCGCUAGCUAUAUGACAGAUGAAAUUCUUGUUAAUCGGUUUAUAAUUGGUUUGUUUUUCCAUUUGAUCUUGGCUAAUGGAAAUUUCUUCUGGCGUUUGCCCGUCGCAUCUUUUGUGCAAAUGAGUUUCGCCCAAUUGUAACCUUCUGGCUGGCUCCCACAUUUGAUCAACAUGUAACUUCCCCAUAUAAUUUCCACACAUCAUCCGGCAAGUAGGUAAUGAGAAUACUCAAAGUUAUCAGGUAUAAGUUGUUAUCUUGAUCUAACUCUACAUUCUCGUAUCUAAUUUACAAAUAAAUGUGUAGCAACUAGAGGGGAGAAUUAAUAAUCAGAUCUUGAGAGUUAAAGUGUUAGCUCCAGCCUCAUUUUAUCACCGCUGCGACGAUAGAACAGCUCAAAACAAUGCUUUUUGAUAUGCAUUCAAUUCAAGUUUCGGGUUUCGUCGAGGUUUUUAAAACAUAUCUACGACCAUAGUUGUUUUAUCAACUUUAAAAUAUUCAGAGAUGACAGGUAAAUGAAUGUAUUGAAAAACUAGUAGUUAGGACGAGGUUAACUUUCCGGGCCGGUUGUUUACUCGAGGUCUAACCAAAACCGCGGUUGUUCGCAAGCAGUGUACUUUCUAUAAGAGGGUUAUUUUCAUUAAAUAAAUGUCCCUCCCCUGAUAGCUUUCGGUCCCUUUGACACUGAUCACAAAAAUAAAUGUUUGGAAAAAAGAGCUAAAUUUAAGAUAGGUUAGAACGCAGUUUUGUUAAACAAUGGCUAAACUUUGUUUAAAUAACCGGUCCUCUAUGUUUUGAGAUCUUCAAUUUGGCUCUUGACAGCAAGAACUCAUCUUUGCUUUUGUGACUGAGCCUCACACCUCAGCACAGGGUCAUAGUUCUACAAUUUUCGAUGCGGAAUCUGUCAAAGUGUCUUCGAGCCACUGGCAUUUUAUAAGAUCAUAUUUACUAAGUACCACAUAUAUGUCGUAAAAAGAAUCCUUUGAUACUCAAUUUAUUGUGUUGUACUCAAGUAGUAAUGAAUGGGGCCCCUCUCAGGUACACUUUCUAAAUCUGAAACUGUUGGAAGCAGAGAGAGUUGAAACCAUAUAGGUCGUGCGUGAAAAAUUAUCGAAGAGAUCUUCGUUCAUAGUUCCACCUUGCUAAUAUUGCGGUGUAUUGGAUUGCGGUUGAAAUAAGUAAGAAGAUAGCCCAUGUUAAGAAAGUAAGUUCAUACACAUAUUUUCACCACAAUAGCUACAAAAAAAGUGAAAACACUAGUGGUGAUCGAGCACUUGUUUGAAAUCUAUCACAGAAGAAGGAUCGUGGCGUGUAAAAUUGCCAUUAAUCAGAAUAAUGUUGUCUUGAUGUAAAGUCAAUACGGACCUAUAGCAAACCACGACGGUGACGGCGACGGCAACGAGGACGUGGCAAAACAAAAGAUCUAAUGAGCAGAACAAUAGCUCAACUCGUGCGUUUUCAAACUGUGUACAUUUCUUAGCCGUCCUCUGCAAAAUAACAACGUGAAAUCAUCAAAAUUGUGCGUGGUCCGAGAAAGGAAAUCUCGACGGCAAAUUAUCUAAGUUUCCAUUUGGAACUCAACGCCGCUCUCAUAAGCUAUGCUGAGGUUAACUUGCGGCGCCGUAAGGGAUGGUAAUCACAUCCACUCAUUCGUGAAAUUCCAACCAAAAAUAUGUAUUCCUUUUUUAAAUCGACGUCUUCUUUGGCGUUGCCGUCCUAAAGGCUAAAGGUCCCUAAUGUUCAAGUGCCAACGGAAAAGAAUGGAAAUCAUUUUUUAAAGCUGAUUUGGAGGAUUUCUGUCGAGGGUAAAUCCUAGCAAUUUUUGUAAACUUAUUUGGAUCUAUGUUUUUUGGGAUAUUCAAACUACGUGCGCUGACGUCAAAGCAAUCUGCAAAAGGUGCGCGUUCUACUCUGAGGGAAUCUUUCAUCGGGAAUUUCAAGAAGUUAACCUUGUUCUCUAUAAAAUCAAGCUGAUGAUUUCAGGCAUUUUUUCUGGAAUUAGCGAUAGUAUCUGCCCAACAAGGCAUGUUGUUUAAUAAUAAUUAGUGGAUGACAUUUCCAAGGUAUCCCGUUGUGAAAUGGAGUUCCGCAGCACAGUUUCAACUUUUAAAACAAAGAUCACCACUCUGAGAUAGAAAGCAACAUCAUGGUUUUAUUCUAUCAGAAAGGGGAGUACUAAUUUUUGUCAAAAUGUGCUCAUGAUUUUGACGACAGCGAAGCUUAUUCAGUCAAGUGAAACCCUUUGAAACAUAACUUUUCCCUAAAGUGGGCCAAAACUCUGUAAGCCCUUGAAGACGUGUUGACCUAAAGCUAAUUAUUUGUAAGUUAAUGGUCAUCGUAUUGCCUACCUGGGAGCUUAACGCUCUAAACUUUCAAGUACCUGUUGAAAUACAGAAAUUGAUAUUGCUCUGUCCGGGUCGAUUCAGUAAUUUAAGACUCUUAGCUAUCACAUCGUCACUAUUUCUUGAAACUUCUCUUCGAUUUCAGGCUGUGAGAGAUAAAUUGGCGAUUAUCUGUAGAUGCCAUGGAGUGUCUGGCUCGUGCCAGAGGAAAACAUGCUUCAGGCGGCUGAGUGAGUUCAAAGAUGUUGCCACGCUCCUCAAGAAAAAGUACGAUAACAUUAUUACUGUCGUUAGCAGGACCAGAGGCCGCCAGAAUCAUUACCUAAGAGCGAAGAGGGGGAAAAAAUACAACAGCCGAGAUCUUAUUGCUUUGCACCCAUCUCCUAAUUACUGCCUCGCGUCCCGAGCCCGGGGGACUUAUGGAACGGUCGGAAGAGAAUGCAAUCCCGCUACCACUGGGAAGGGAAGCUGCGCGUACAUGUGUUGUGGGCGUGGUCAUCGCACGUUUAAACGGGUGAUUGAGGAGCGCUGUGAAUGCGAGUACGUAUGGUGUUGCUAUGUAAGGUGCAAUAAGUGUAAGAGAACUAUUGUUGUCAGCACGUGUAAAUGAGAAGACACUAAACAACUCAAGAGCUUAACCCUGUAAAAAAACAAAAAUUGCAGCAAUUUAAAAUUAUGGAGUUUUUCAUGGAUCCCGAAAAUAUUUUAGAGGGAUUUAGAUGUAGACUUCCACAAGCAAGACAAGUGUAAAAAGAGUAGCCUAGAUGAAUUAUAGAGAACUUGUUUGGUUCACGGAGAUUUUAUGGCACACGAGACCAUAUCUGUUAGCGAGUGUCUCAUCUUCUAAAUAUGCAGGUGAAGAAUGAAUUCUUCACUGAGAGAACAGCAGCUUUGUCUCACAAGCUGCAUUACCCGGAAGAAGGUCCACAGGCCCACCAUCCACGAUCCACCGGUAUUUUGAACUCGAACCACAGGGAUCCGUAGCGUCCAGGGUUUUUUUUGUAAGCUGCAUCACGAGUGAUAAUACACCUUAAGGAAAAUUAAAUUUAACCAAAGAUUGUAAAUGAAGAGUAAAUACACAGAUAUACUUCGCAGAUCGUGCUUCAUGUAGAUGAUAAGCGAUGGGUCCUAACCCAAAACGUGGGCUUCUUUGUUACUACGUAACAUGCAUAGUUUUCUGCUCUUUUUUAACUCGAUUCUUUACCUUUUAAUUACAAUUAGUAAGUGGCGUAUUCUGGCCUUGCCAGUGAUCCAACGGAGCUGCAGGUAGAGAGGUUAAAUAAGCAUUAUGAGUGAAUGUUAUCCUUUAUUAUCAUAAGGCAAUAAGGUAAAUGUGAGCGUCCUAAUUGGCUCUUACUCGGUCGGUAUGUUGACAUACGCACCGGAAACGGUGCGUAUGGCACAUAUGGUGCGUAGGACGGUUUUGUUCGCGAAAGCCGGCAAAUUCAAAGACUACAUGUUUGGUCCGGGGCCAUUUAAAAAAAGAAUAAUAAUUACCUACCUCGCUUCCUCGAGCCCUACUUGUAAAUAUUGGCCCUCUGUCGUUUUUUUAUGGACCUUUCAUCGUUCGGUCCUUACUGUCACGACUUCGGGCCAAUAUUCCCCAGUAUGGCCCUCACGCUCCGUUGGUAGUAAGUUACUAAAGCUCUCGUCAUUAUUUGUCCUUCGAAAUCGCAAUUCAUUACAAAUGAUUCUCUGAUUAAACAAUGAAUCACUUGGAAACAAGUUUGGUUCCAUCAGGGAAAAGAAACAUGAAGAUUUCACUUUCACUUUCACAACAAAUAACUGGCACCGAAGUGUGAUCAUUCGAAGUUCAAACAAUAAAUAUCAAGAAGAAAGUAAUAUUUCAGCUGCCACACAUUGAAUAAGGAUGUAAUGGACUGGAUUAUCAUUUCCGGACUGUUCACUUUCGGUGUGAUUCAGUCAGUUUCAUUCUCCUAUCAGCGUUGUAGUGGCUCUUACAUGUGUUAAUGUUUAGAAUUUGCUUUAGUGUGAUUGGUCAGGAAAAACUCGUGUCAUUGACUUGACCAAUCAACUACUAAAUCAGAACCAAUCACAACCUGGUCACGUGGGUUUUCCCGCCGUGAUGUACAUAAGCUUCCAAAUUUCAUUGGCUAGUUUUGUGCCUUGCUUUUUCAGUGAUUGUUUCCGAUUUGUGGAGUUCUUUUGAACACCUAAUUACGAGCUCCGUGUUUGAAAUAGCAAAGAGUAAUUGUUAGCAAUGUACGAUGAUAUUAGUGAGAGACAAGUCUUGUUAGUAUUAGCUCACUCAAUUUUAUUAAACUUAUUUAUUGAAAACCAGCUAUUUACUGUACACGCUUAUGAUAGGCACAGGGUUACUUACUAGUAAUAAAGAUGAUAAAUAGUUUCUUCUG